Phragmites australis (common reed) is the source of this 2188-nucleotide messenger RNA. Its product is annotated as F-box/kelch-repeat protein At5g42350-like. The record is from RefSeq and is a predicted model, not a curated record. Lineage: Eukaryota; Viridiplantae; Streptophyta; Magnoliopsida; Poales; Poaceae. The coding region runs from base 280 to 1968 and encodes 562 amino acids. Gene Ontology annotation, cellular component: SCF ubiquitin ligase complex. The transcript has a single exon. Gene Ontology annotation, molecular function: protein binding.
CGGUAGCGUCCUCCUGUCCAUCCGUGCGUCACCCGCGCCCACACACCUGCUCGUCGGCUCUCGACCUCGUCCACUUUCCCCAACUCCUACUCCAACCACCAUCGUCGCAACAAUCCCACGUUCACGCCCCCACCCAGCGCGAUGCUCUCUAUCUCCUCCCUCGCCAAGCUUCUUGGCAUCCUCCUCCGCGGCAUUCUUCUCCACCUCCACGCCCCCACGCUCCCAUCCUCGCACCACUUCUUCUCCACCUAACGAAUUACACUCGCUUGAGCCGCGCCGAUGCCUAGAGCUCUCCAGAGAUCUGGCAGCAACAGCCUCUCCUCCCUGCUGCGCGCCGAGGCGGCGGACGGUGCUCCCGACGCGAAGCGGGGCGAGCGAGAUGGCCAUCGCCGCCGGAGGAGCUGCAUCAGGUUUCCCCUUGGCGCCGGUGGGUGCCGCGUCUGCGCCUGCGACGAGAUGGACUCUGCCGCCGCGGCCCCACGCCGGCGCCCUCCGGGAGCCGAGGAGGAUGUGGAGGAGGACGCCGCGGUGCAGUGCUUCUCCUGGAAGAAGGGGGGCCCCGCCGCGCCGCAUCGGCCGUCGGGACGUGGUGGGGAUGUGGUGGUGGCGGUGAUGGAGACCGCGGUGACCCUGUCAGUCCUCCCGGACGACGUGAUGGAGAUGGUGCUGUGCCGGCUGCCGCUGGCCUCGCUCCUGGCCGCGCGGUGUGUGUGCAGGCGGUGGAGGGAUCUGACCCUCGCCCCGCAGUUCCUGCAGAUGCGCUGCGAGGAGGGUCCGCACCGAACGCCGUGGCUGUUCUUGUUCGGGGUCGAGGGGGAUGUCGGGUGGGGUGCCGCCCCUGCCCCGGCCGUGCACGCGCUCGACGUGGCCGCGCACCGGUGGCGCCGGGUCGGGGCAGGCGGACUGAAGGGGAGGUUCUUGUUCUCCGUCGCCGGCGUCGGGGACGAGCUCUACGUCGUCGGUGGCCGGUCCGGCGGCUCGGAGGGCAGCAAGGUGAAGACCCACAAGGGAGUCCUGGUGUUCAGCCCUCUCACCAGCUCGUGGCGGAAGGCGGCCCCGAUGCGGACCGCACGGUCUCGGCCGGUGCUUGGGGUGUUUGAGAUGUCUGCCAGUUGCAGCAUUCUCCACGCUCGCGCCGAGACGCAUGUCCGACGCGCCAAAGCUGGUGGCAAGUCUCGCUUGGGAGGGACCUCGGUUGUGUACGAGGACCCACACCGGCUUUCCCUCCGGCGCCUCCGUCUCAAAGACAUGCUGAACGAGAACACUGAUUCAAUGGAGCUCGCUUCGUCUCAUGGCAAAUUUGCCCGACAAGAGGAGGUGAGAGCUGAGCCAAGGUUCGCCCUCAUCGCCGUCGGCGGGCGUGGGCAUUGGGAUCAACCACUGGUGUCUGGGGAGAUAUACAAUCCGGUGAUCGACAAGUGGGUUGAAAUUGCUGGGUUCCCCACCGACGUCGGGCUGGCUUGCUCCGGCGCCGUCUGUGGGCGGAUGCUCUAUGUGUGCUGCGAGUCUGACACGCUCGUCGCGUACCAUCUGGACAAGGGCUUCUGGGUUGUCAUCCAGACGUCCCGCCUGCCUCCACGGCUCCGGGACUACGCCCCAACGCUGGUGUGCUGCGCGUCUCGUCUCUUCAUGCUCUGUGUGUCCUGGUGCGACCGCCACGGGCAGGUUAACCGGAGGGAAAAGGUGGUCCGGAAGCUAUUUGAGCUUGACCUCAGCUCACUCCAGUGGACUGAGGCGUCGGCGCACCCCGACGCGCCGAUGGAUCCCAAUGCGGCGUUUGCCGUCGGCCAGGACAGGGUCUACGCCGUGGAGAUGUUCAGGAUCUUCGGCAAGGUCCUUGAUUUCGUGACGGCCUACCGGGUUUCCGACACCGAGCAGAAAUGGAGCCGGGUUGGCCGAAAAAAUGCAGUGGCGGAGGCCGACUCCAUGUCCUGCAGGCUGAAAUCCAUGGCCGUGUUGCCCCUGUAAUUGCUGCUUACUUUCAGUCUUCUUUCUCCCUCUCUUCUGCAGUUUGUUGUUCUUUCUGCGCAGAUUUGUUGUUUCCCUGAGCCUGAGCAGACAUACAGUUGACAACAGCCAUUGCAUUGCUUGUAGAAAUUACAGUGACAAUCCAUACUCAUGUUUUCCCAACUUGGUUUGUAGAAGAAGUGGUGUUUCAAUGGUACUGAUCAGAUUCAUAUUCCAGUUA